AUUUUGAUCGUCUUUUUGACUUUCUAGUUGUCGUUUUGAGUUUUUUUCUGUUUUAUGCCAAUGGCAUUUAUUUUGAUUUUUCACCAAAAAUAAUUGUACGGCCAAAUUUGUUGAAGUUUUGUGAAUGUGAUUCAAUGCGUUUUGCGUCAUUUCGCCAAUAUUGUCGUUGCGAUGUAAAGUGAUUAAAAUUGUUUUAUUGACGGGACACACAAACAACAUCCAUUUCGACUAUAUCGGACAUAACAUGAACGAGUGAUAUGUAGUGUAAAUGGCAAUGAGUACGAAUUAAAUUUUUGCCAAUUAUAAUUGUUGUUAUUGUUUGAUCGAUGCCAUUGAAUUCCAGUAAAAUGGUAAAAUGUCAUAAAAUUCAACGUGAAUUAAUUUGAAUAGCGCCAAUUAUGCGAGAAAAAGUCAUGUUGAAUGUGUAAAAGGAAAGGCAAGAAUUACGUUCGAUUACAGAAACGAAAUGAGAUUGACAACAAACUGAAUGGAAACUAAUAAUUUUGUUUGUGAGCAAAAAAACUUUUAAAAAUUACUCGUUUUUUUUAAAUUUUGUUUUGAAUAAAUGAUGGAUGAUGAAUGUCGUGGCGUUCGGCAGCGUAAAAAACAAGCAGAUCCAACUUGUUGUCCUGUUUGUGGUAUAACAGUGAGAUCACAUGAAAUGCAACAACAUUAUUCGAUGGAAAUGGACCGUUUAAAUAAAUUAAGUGUGCAAAAAUACCGGAAAUCACAAUCAAAAGAUAUUAACAUGCCUUCACCAACCGCCGGCAAUUCAUCAUCGACUGCAAGCGCAGCGAGCACAGCAAACACAUCAGCCGAUCCGAAGGAUUGUUGGAACACAUACCAACGCAUUAAAAACAAUCGAAGUGCUAGACUUAAGUUAAAAAAUCGUAAGCGACGAGCAGAUGACCCAACGUGUCCUGUUUGCAAUGAACGUAUAUCGGAUGACAUAAAUCUUCAUGUAGAACUCUGUUUACGGAGAAACGGUAGCUCGAGUGGUGUUAACGUUGAAGACGAUGACGAUGAUAUUAGUAUUGAUGUGGAAGGUGAAUCAUAUGAAGAAUACGAAUGGGCCGGUCAAACUCGGAUUCGAGCAUCAUCGAUGCUUGAAGGUGGUUAUACAGCAGCGGGUCUUCAAACCACUUCUAUGGGUCAAUCAAGUCAAAACGACGAAGACGAGGAUCUUAAUGUGGAUGGAGAUGAUUCACAAAUCUAUGGCGAACCGCAGUACAGCGAACGUGAUAUAAUUUUACCAAUGGUCGACAAUAACAAAAAGGAAAAUGUCUAUCUAAGAAAUUUGGUAAUCGGUGAAGCGACUGACAAAACAAAUUCAACUCAUUCGCGAAAUGGAAUCGGUAGUUCAGCAUUUGAGAAUGGUGACGAUGAUUUCGUGCAGCCAACAACAAGUAGUUCGUUUGUGAAUCAUUCCAUUGCUGAAACUGAAAUCAAAUGCGAAAGUACAUCGAGCAGCAGUCGAAUUACGAUCGAUUUAAAAGAUGGAUCGGUGAAAGAAGUCACCACAGUAGCUAUCACAAAUCAACCGUCGGUGGCACAAAGUGAAACGGCCGCCUCACAAAUUAUUGAUGCGUUAAAAGAAAAAAUCCGCGAAUAUGAAGCCAUCAUUAAAAAUAAAAGUAAAUGCUUGAUUUGUAUGGACGAGUUUAGAGUACCGGUUGUUUCCAUUUGUUGUUGGCACGUCCAUUGCGAAGAAUGUUGGCUUCGAACGCUCGGAGCUCGUAAACUCUGUCCACAAUGUAAUAUGAUCACAUCGCCAACCGAUUUACGAAAGAUUUAUAUGUAAACUAUAAUCAUAAAAAAAACACAAACUAACAGAAUAGAUAUAGAUUUAGAGCCUUUUUGUAUAUAGUAUUAUUUACUUUAAUUAUUACUAAUAAACUGAUGAAAAAAAAUCAAUAGUUUUGAAAAUGAAACUGAAA
Molecule: messenger RNA, 1937 nt
Organism: Contarinia nasturtii (swede midge)
Lineage: Eukaryota; Metazoa; Arthropoda; Insecta; Diptera; Cecidomyiidae
Gene: RNF220
Product: E3 ubiquitin-protein ligase Rnf220
Exons: 4
Coding region: 566-1801 (411 amino acids)
Biological process (GO): protein ubiquitination
Molecular function (GO): ubiquitin protein ligase activity; metal ion binding
Source: RefSeq, a predicted model, not a curated record